AUGCGCACUGAUGCGAGCGGCCUGCAAAGCACCAGACCCGACCCAAGCAAGCUCCACCAGGGCAUGGUUGGCCUGGAGGCUGUAGCCUGGCACUUGGCAGAAAGCGUGCUGGGGAGAAUACGCUGCAGUGUGUGGCUUGGGGGGCGGGGGCCGUCGCUGGCUAGCGACUUCCAGUGGUGGAUGUCGUGA
Molecule: messenger RNA, 189 nt
Organism: Clonostachys solani
Lineage: Eukaryota; Fungi; Ascomycota; Sordariomycetes; Hypocreales; Bionectriaceae
Source: the annotation of a GenBank genome assembly